AUGGGUAAGGGUGACUGGACGCCAUUAAUGCACGCUUUGCAUCGGGGAGCACCAGAUGGUGUGUUGGAGAAUAUGAUUAAAACGGCAACAGUUGAGUGUUUAGAAAAACAGUCGCAUUAUUCUGGUUUCACUAUUCUCCAUUUCUUGGCGGCCUACGCACGCGUGUCAGCAAUGAGACGCGUGUUGGAAAAAACCAACAAGAAGAUUAACACGCAAGACAGAAUUGGACGCACACCACUACAUGAAUGUCUAUGGAAUGAGAAGCUGACGCACGAGCAACACAAGGAAGUCGCAAUUCUCAAUAUCACCUUUGGCGCAUCGGUGACAAUAAAAGAUAAGGAUGGAAAGACGCCUCUUGAUUUGUAUGAUAGAAACAAAUGUUAUGGAUACGAAGAAACCACGAGAAGUGAAAAGAAACUAGAUUUAAAAGAAUUACUUGAAAAACUAUCAACUCCAUCAGAGAUUUUAGCCAGGGGUCCCGAUGCCGUAAAAGCAUUCAAAGAUGCACUUCAAAAUUAA
Messenger RNA from Anneissia japonica, 519 nucleotides. Its product is annotated as ankyrin repeat domain-containing protein 65-like. The transcript is spliced from 6 exons. The record is from RefSeq and is a predicted model, not a curated record. Gene Ontology annotation, molecular function: protein binding. The coding region runs from base 1 to 519 and encodes 172 amino acids. NCBI's taxonomy places the organism in Eukaryota, Metazoa, Echinodermata, Crinoidea, Comatulida, Comatulidae.